GUGCAAUAACAAGCAAAUACGAUUCCGAUGGCGUAACCUACGUAGGUACCGACAGGACUGAUUUUCACGAUAGUUGUCCCAAUUACUUUGCACGGGGAAAUGCCAGCUGAUGUCCCCUUUACAUGCCGUCUAUAAACACUACGCCUGGAGUCCUUUCCCUCCCAUUUCUCUUCUUUCUUUCUUUCUUUCUGUCUAUUCUUCCUCCCCAUCUUCAUCCUCCCUGUUAUCUAUCCACAAUCUAUCUAUACGUGUCAGUCAGUCGAUCGGUCAGUCAGUCACUCAACAAAACCAUUUCCAAGCCCCUGUGCUCACUGCAAAACUCGUCGUUCCAAGGACAUCGUGCUCACUGAAUCCAUCCCGGAUAGUUUCCCCGAGGAUAAAAGAUGUGGUUUAGGAAACCACACACACGGGACGUUAUCUCGCCCCUUCGCAUCCAGGACAUCUUGAACCCCCCCGCGACCCCUGUUGAUAUGCCAUCCCAGAGCCAGAAAAAAGGGGGCAAUGGGCGUGGCGAGAUGGGUGAGAACCAUGCCCCUCGCUCUGAGUCGACCAGUUACGAAUCCGGAUCCGAGCUCGUGUCCGAAUCCAAGCCCAAGCCCGCGUCGGUGUCGGUGUCGGUGUCGGUGUCGGUGUCGGCGUCGGCGUCCGAGACGGUUCGGCCCGCCAAGCGGAGUUACUCGGCAUUCGGCAUUCCCGACACCGGCUACUAUGGCACCUCUUCUCAGGUUAAGCGCCAGCGCCAUGGUUGUCAGCGUUGUCAGGACAAGGGCGCCGAGCUGAACGACAUGGAGGACCUGCAGACGCGGGACGAGGAGUGGGACCAUCCGGCGGUCAUGCUCUUUGGCGGCCUCGACUUUGUCGAAGAGAAGGUGGAGGCCCUUGCACCCACGGCGCGCGUGGGCGAGGAGGAGAUUGUCGAUACGCGCCACCGACUGUACGAUGUUUUCGGGGAGUAUAUACUCGAGGUCUUGCCCCAAGAUUUCAAGCGGGAGUUCAAGGUCGCGAUGGGCACAAUCGACGAGGAUGAGAAGGAGGAUGGUUAGCUGAUGUCGUCUGUGAGUUAUCCCCUUUGGUCUACGGCUAGCGACUGUGUUGCUGACCUGCGCCUACAGACAGGCAGAUAUCGACAGACACACCGAUGCUUUUUGGUGUCUCUUUUCGCCUGCCGACAUCAUUCGGGACGCACAAACCGGUGCCCGCCCCAUAGCGUUUCGCCCUCCCCGUCGUCUCGUCGUCGCAUUUCACCCAGCAAUUUUCUUUCCCCCCGAACCUCGGGCGAGGCCUUCGACUGCUGGACCUGGAACCCCGACACUCCCAGGGGUUGACAGAAAUUACGAAAGGAUCUGGUCUGCUGUCAACUUGAGAUGC
This is a messenger RNA of Sodiomyces alkalinus F11, 1368 nucleotides long. RefSeq lists its product as hypothetical. The transcript has a single exon. The record is from RefSeq and is a predicted model, not a curated record. Lineage: Eukaryota; Fungi; Ascomycota; Sordariomycetes; Glomerellales; Plectosphaerellaceae. The coding region runs from base 384 to 1043 and encodes 219 amino acids.